AUGUCCGCCGCGACGCCGCCGCGACCCAAUGUCAGCACACGCAUGCCAAAGGGUGCAAAGAGGCCCAAAGCCUCUCGAGCCUGCCUGGCAUGCCGCAAGCUGAAGGCCAGGUGCGAACCCUCGCGCGAGAUCCACAUCGACCCCUCCACCGACGCCAACGCCACUGCUCCCCUCUACAUCUGCCACCGGUGCAAGACGCUCUGCCUCGACUGCUCCUACGAGACCGCAGAGGGCCAGAUCGUCGCAGCUCUGCCAAUCCCGGAAGGUCCCUCGCCCUCGACGUCCUCCGGCUCCGACGCCAGAGCUGCGAACAACAAGCGGCAGAGAGCAACCGACCCACUGGCAGAUGAGGGACCGUACUCGGGCAACCCUCGGGCCAUUAUCCUGGCGCAAGGGAUCACGCCGCGGCCGCUCGUCAAGCCUCUCUAUCGGCGUGUGCACCUGACCGGUCUGCAGCGCUCUCCCCGCGAGUACCCGGAGCGCUUUCUCAACGUCUCUGGUACGCUGGCCAGGCUCGUGGGCCGACGCCCGGAGAUGAAGCCCGAAGCCGUCGAGUACCUCCUCGACUGGUACGACGUGCAGGAGCCAAUGUCGCCGGACCGCCGCGCUCAUCUCGCCUCUGCACUCUGUGCGGGCAGGCUUGCGGCUCCGAUCAUGCAACGGCAGAGCGCCGUGCCUCCAGAUCCGAUCGACGACAUCGAGUACCUCAAGGUGGCAAUGCAGCCCUUCGAGACGCGGCUCUUUACACUAUAUACCGGCAUCUACUCCCACUACGCGCCGAUGCUCUCGAUUCCGAUUUCGAGCACGGGCUCUCUGCGCUCUUGCCGGACGGCCUCGGAGGUGUUCAAGCUCCUGGCCGCCCUCCUCGUCGCGCUUCCUCACCUGGACGACUAUCCCGAGCUCGCCAAGUGCCGCAAGCCGCUUCGCAGAGCGGUCGAUGCUCUUCUGCGGCGAUCGCUGCAUUCGCCAAGCCGCGAGUCCGACACCAUAUUCGCCCUCCACUGCUGCGCGACCAACCUGCUGAAUCCCGUCGACGGCUUCGUCGUGGACAGCCGGCCAUUUGUCUCCGGCCGAGAAGAUGACGACGGCCUAUUGCAGUUUGCGCGGGACCUCAAUCCCCGAGCUGCCCUGAUCACCGCCAUGAACAUCGCCUACGAGCUGGGCUACCACCAAGACACUCAGGCGCUCAAGUACUUUCGCAUCUCUCACGAAAAGGCACUCAGUCUCGGCCAUGAUGAGUCGCACGCGCGCCACAUCUUCCAGCGCGCCAUUGAGCGAGCCGUGCUGUGGAUCGGUCUGCAGCAGGCCCGGACCGCUCUCGACCUCGCCGAGGACCGCUUGGAAUGGAACAGCCUGCAGCAUCUCGAGAAACAGAUCCCGCGGAUCGAGGCAAAGGAAGUCAUCAAGGAGCUCGAGCCGAUCCCGACGUUUCUGACGCCCAGGGAACGCGGACGGUGCCUCUGGAUCCUCAAGCGUGCACAGCUCUACGAGAUGACGAUGGAGUUCCUGGAACUGCGGCCGGGCCCAGGCGUCCUGUUAGAUCGCAAAUACGCCGAGAAGCGUUCGGCGGCAUGCAAGGACGCCUUCGACGAGUGGCGUUCCGACUUUCAGGAGGAGAUGCGCGCACCGAGCGCGGCUUUCCGCAACAACGACCCAAGCGGCCUUGCCCUGCAUCGCUUCUUUACGCGUUUCACGACAAUGGAGAACCUUGCGCUGCAUUCGCUCGUGGGCCACGGCUACUAUCGCGAGAUCAUCAAGGACUUUCGCAAGCGAUCCAACGAGGUCUACAGUCCCGACGGGCAGAUCUGGAAGUCGGCCCCCUCGAUCUGCUGUCGGCAAGACGACGAGCCGCUGUUUCCCGCAUUCCUUCUCAACUACUCGUUCUCGCAAAACACGAGCAAGUUCCUGGGCAUGUCGGCCGUCCUCUGCCCUUCGAUCCCGCAGGUGUACGACUUCGUGUCCUGGGAGCCGACGACUUCGACAGAGAUACCUGGCCCGUCGUUGCUUGCCCUGCCGACGCUCGAAGCGGGCCUGUUCGCCCUCCCGGUCCUGAUGUCCGCCGAGGUCAGGCUGCCCAUCAUCGAGUCGUGGGCUCAUGCGGCCUCCCACUUCAAUCCUUUCCUGCUCUCGCUCGUGUCGUCGUACGUCAAGACGCUCAGGUCCAUGCACGUGACGGUCGAGCUCCCUGGCGUCCUCAAGAUGCGGUUCUCCGCCGCCAACGCCUUGGCCGACCUCCUCCAGGGGCCGCUGGAAAUGCUGAUGCGCGUCAUGGCGGCCGGGGAGCUCAGCCUCGACGAUCCGAACCUGGAGAGCGUGCUGGGGUCUUCGUUCAGCAUCCUGGCCCAGUUCCAGCAGAUGGGCAUCAACGCAAAGCAGGUGCGCAAGGAGGCUCCGGACGCGCUCCUGGCGGUCCUGGAUCCAAGCGGGCCUUCCAAGGGCAAGGGCAGGGGCAAAGGCAAGGAAGCCAAGGCCAGCCCCGCCAAUGGCACCGUCCAGGAGGCGUCCGACUCGGAGGAGGACUCGCUGUACGACACAGUCAACGGUCUGACGACCCAGAUCUUUGGCCGGGACAGCCUCAAGGGCGACGUGCGGUCUCGGUCGACGCAAAACUCGGUCAAAGACGAAGGGUCGCCGUACUCUGGCCGCGGCACCAGCCGCGCUGGCUCGGUAGAGAGCACGCUGGCCGCUCAACGCUCGCCGCCGACGGGGUCGAGGGGCAGGAACCUGGAUGCUGCUCCUGGGCAUCUGGCUGCGGCUGCGCAUUACCCUUACCAAUCGCUCUCGCCAGAGACAUUGGGCCUGCCAGUGUCGAUGCCGAUGCCACCCCCCGCUCACCAAGCCGCCAUCAGCGCAGCUGGAUUGACCGGUGCGCUUCAGGAUCAUCUGCGCAACGCGCCACUUGCGACGCCUUCGGCGCUGGCCUCUGACGGCAGCGAUCACCACGGCACUCUAGCGGAUCCGGCAGCGACGUUUGACUUUCUCGGCGCGGGUUACAACCCAUCGAGCAACCAGGAGGAGCUGCGCAGCGACCAGAUGGAAGGUGCGCAGGCUCGAGCGGAGGCCUGGUUGUCCCAAGGAGCCCAACCGCAGGCGACGUCCCAGCAACACCCUCAGGCAGCCUGGCAGUCCGGCUACACGAUGCAGCAUGGCCACUCGAUGAGCGGCAGCAGCGGUGUCGGCAGCGUCCCCUUUUCCGGCCCGGCACCAUCGCAGAUCGAGGGGCCCUCAUCGUACAUGCCGGACUCUGCGACCACGUCCCACAUCCAGAUCUAUGGACUCCCGGACUUUUCCGGCCAGGGGCAGCAGGCCAACCAUGGCGGCGGCUACCCAUCCUUCAAUGGCCACGGCGGCGACCAAGAGGCGACCGGCUACGUCGAAGGCGUCGUGUUUGACCCGACCUCAACCCCGCACCCGAGUGGCACGCCACAGCCCGCGCAGCAGCAGCAGCGCAUGCAGCACCAGGGCGCAGCGUUCCAGCCGCUGUCGCACCAGCAACAGCACCAGCAACAGCAACCGCAGCAGCAGCAGCGCCUGAUGCACCAGCAGCAGCCUGGUCAUUUCCAGCCGUCUCAGGCCCCGCAGCUUUCGCCGCUGCCGCAGCAGCACGUCUCGCAGGAUUAUCUCCAGCAUCAGCAACAGCAGCACCAGCAGCACCAGCAGCACCAGCAGCACCAGCAGCACCAGCAGCACCAGCAGCACCAGCAGCACCAGCAGCACCAGCAGCAACAGCAGCAGCAACAGCAUUCGCGACAUAGCUCCGUCAAUCAAUUCCAGCCAGAUUCGCGGCAGCCGAACGCUGCGACCGGCCAGCAGCAUCAGCAUCCGCAACAGCAUCAGCAGCACCCGCAGGUGCGCCAACAGCACGAAACGAGCCGAAUGCACCAGCUGCAGCAACUACAGCAGCAGCUCCACCAACAGCAGCAGCAGCACCAGCAGCAGGGCUACGCCGCAUCGCAGCCGUUCCUGCCCCACGUGCCCGCGCCCGCGUCGCUGCACCACUUCCAGAGCUCGCACCCGCACCCGAACCCGAACCCCAGCUCGGCUGCCGGAUCCUCCAACAACGCGGCAGAGUUCGGAGCGUCUUCGGUGACGGCCGCGCCGGCGACUUCGUCGGCCUCGAACAUGUGGGACGCCUACCGCGUCGAGGCGCCGCAGCAGCGCAGCACGCCGCCCACCUACACCUAG
Pseudozyma flocculosa PF-1 is the source of this 4185-nucleotide messenger RNA. RefSeq lists its product as uncharacterized. The record is from RefSeq and is a predicted model, not a curated record. The transcript has 3 exons. Gene Ontology annotation, molecular function: zinc ion binding; DNA-binding transcription factor activity, RNA polymerase II-specific. The coding region runs from base 1 to 4185 and encodes 1394 amino acids. NCBI's taxonomy places the organism in Eukaryota, Fungi, Basidiomycota, Ustilaginomycetes, Ustilaginales, Ustilaginaceae. Gene Ontology annotation, biological process: regulation of DNA-templated transcription.